Messenger RNA from Triplophysa rosa, 3646 nucleotides. It is a transcript of the gene apba1a, whose product is annotated as amyloid beta (A4) precursor protein-binding, family A, member 1a. The coding region runs from base 685 to 3603 and encodes 972 amino acids. The record is from RefSeq and is a predicted model, not a curated record. Gene Ontology annotation, biological process: chemical synaptic transmission. The transcript has 14 exons. Gene Ontology annotation, molecular function: amyloid-beta binding; protein binding. NCBI's taxonomy places the organism in Eukaryota, Metazoa, Chordata, Actinopteri, Cypriniformes, Nemacheilidae. Gene Ontology annotation, cellular component: dendritic spine; plasma membrane; cytoplasm.
UGUUGUAUGAUCCAAAUGUUUGUGUAGGGAGGGUGUGCAACUGUACCAAACCACAUUUCACUGUGCAGUCUUUAUUGCAACACACGGUGGUCUAUAUUUAUAUAUGUGUGUUAUUGUAAACGUACCCCCUUGCAUCUCUUUCUUCGCUAUUUUUGUAAAACAGUGCUCUGUUGAAUGGCGUCCUGUGAAUACGCUUGCGCUCUAGGCAUCACGGAGCCAAAUGCAUGCCCUGGAUGCGGACUCGCUGAUGGAUGCUGCGCAGGUGGGAGAGACGAUUGGAAAGAAGACGACAGGACAAGUCUCGUAGAUUGUUGAUAUUAAAAAGUCGUCGUUUAUAGACGGUACAGAGAGAUGCGCGGGAUAGAUGCCACAUUCAUCUGCAGUAUCACACCUUUACUCUCCGAGUGAUGCUGAUGCUGGCGUCUAUGCAGUGAAAUGUUUGGCUCCGUCUGACCCUGCACCAACUUGGAGCUGAGCUGCUUCAUCAUCCCCCUUCUCCUGCCUCCAGGUCAGGGGAGCAACCAAAAGCACAUCUACCUCCACAUCUCUCUCUACCCUGUUACUGCCACCCAUCCUUCAUCCCUAAAGAUAGAUGAGCCUGGGAGGUUUUGCUUGAGCUGAAAAAAGUGGAGCCCAAUCUGGGUGAAGGAAUGCUCUGCGUGUAGACCCUCCCCAGUCCCAACCAUGAGCCACCAGGAGGCGCCACAUGGCCAGGAAUUGAGAGAGGUGGCUGAGGCCGAUCUGGAGCGCAGGGGCCCUGAGGGCCAGCAGCCUCCCUCAUCCCACCGUAGACGCCAUGACAAUGGAGAUGGCAGCUCCCGAUCCGGUCGAACCCGUAACCACCACAGCAAUCACGGUACAGAGAAUAACCACUACCAGUCCCAACAGCAGGGGGCUCAACGCUACCGUAGGUAUGAGGGAUCUAACGGAGGAACGAACCGCACACGUGCUGCGAGGAGGCAGACUGAAGAAGGCAGUGCAGAGCAGCAGCCCAUACCGAGACCCGCAGUGACGCGUUACCGCAGACAGGGGGACAACGAGGCCCGGCUACGGGCGCAGCAGCAGAGACAGAGGCAGCGGGAGAGGCAGCAGAGAGAUGCGGAAAGAGCCGAACAGCACAGGCAACAGAGUCUCAGCUCCCCUACGCAGCCUUUGCCGUCGGCCCAAGAGCCGGAGGAUGCCGAAGAGGACGACGGGGAAGGAGGCAGCGUGCUGGCCCGAUCUGCAAGUACUGAGAGUGGCUUCCACAACCACACCGACCGAGCAGAAGGAGAUGCGGUCAUGGCCAUGGAUGCCGAGCCAGAGGACGAAAGCACGUACGGCAUCCCGCUUCGCCCUGAAGCGGAGGAGUACACAGAAAGUGCCGAAUCGGAGCAACAGCAUGGUGGUCCAGCUUACCCCCAGCCCCAGUACCCACCUCAGCCUCCGCCUCUACCUCGAGAGCCCCUGCCCAAUGCAGAGAGACCACACAGUCGCGAUGCAGAGACGCUAAAUCCCAACUGCUCCAAUUAUGUUUACACUCAACCCGUGUACCAUAACCCUGCCGGAGCAGGAGAGCCCUGCGAGGGUGGAGCAACAGAAGACGAGCCCUACUCUGAACCUUAUGCUGAAUACUCAGUCCAGGAGCACGUUUAUGAAGAGAUAUCAGACGCCCCCGUGUCCAAAGCUGAGGGUCAGACGCCUCAGCAACGAAAAGCGGAAUUUAGACUCUUCGAGCGUGACUUGUACCAGCAGCAGGAGGCUGUCGGUUCCAGGCUCCACCACUACGACGAGCGAUCCGAUGGGGAGUCGGACAGCCCGGAGAAGGAAGCAGAGUUCGCCCCCUACCCCCGUGUGGAUAGCUGCGAGCAGGACGAGGACAUUGACCAGAUCGUGGCGGAGGUGAAGGAGAGUCUUAGCUCGCAAAGCCUGGAGCGUGUUGCCAUGGGUCUAGACAAAGACGGGGAGGAGGAAGAAGACUGGCCCGAGUCUGAGCACCAGUCCCACGGUCAAAUGGAGGAGAUCAAACCCCCAGAGCAAGAGGGUGAAGGAGAGGGCAGGGAGCAGCCCCUCAAAAGCCCCUCAGAGGAGUCGGGUCCGGUAAAGAGCAGUCGUGACAAGAGAGACGCGAUCUCACUAGCUAUUAAAGACAUCAAAGAGGCAAUAGAGGAGGUGAAGACAAGGACGGUUCGCUCGCCCUACACACCCGACGAGCCCAAAGAACCCAUCUGGGUAAUGAGACAAGACCUGAGUCCCACAGCAGAAUCUGACGUGCAGCCGUCUCUAGGAGGCGAUUCUCCAGGCUCUGGCUCCACCUCCCCGCAGGGGGCGGAGUCCUCCAGUCGUCACCUGCCUUCACAUGAGGGGAGUGACAGCUUUGAGUCUCCGUCUCCAGUCAGUAAAGAGUCAAGGAAAAGUCUCGCUUCAUUUCCAACAUAUGUGGAAGUACCAGGACCUUGUGAUCCAGAGGAUCUCAUAGAUGGUAUUAUUUUCGCUGCUAACUACUUGGGAUCCACCCAGCUGCUCUCAGACAAGACGCCCUCUAAAAACGUGCGCAUGAUGCAGGCCCAGGAGGCUGUGAGUCGCAUUAAGACGGCCCAGAAAUUAGCCAAAAACAGGAAGAAGGCUCCUGAAGGAGAAGCUCAACCCAUGACCGAAGUGGAUCUCUUCAUCUCCACGCAAAGGAUCAAAGUUCUCAAUGCAGACUCACAGGAGACCAUGAUGGACCACGCUUUAAGGACCAUCUCGUACAUCGCCGACAUCGGGAACAUCGUGGUGCUGAUGGCGAGGAGGAGAAUGGCCCGUUCUGACUCACAGGAGAACAUGGAGGCCUCUGAUCCAGCCCAGGAUGAGAAGCGCCAAUACAAGAUGAUCUGCCACGUGUUUGAGUCUGAAGAUGCUCAGCUCAUAGCACAAUCCAUCGGCCAGGCCUUCAGUGUGGCAUACCAAGAGUUCCUGCGUGCCAACGGCAUCAAUCCAGAAGAUCUGAGCCAGAAGGAGUACAGCGACCUACUCAACACACAGGACAUGUACAAUGAUGACCUCAUUCACUUCUCAAAGUCUGAAAACUGCAAAGAUGUUUACAUAGAGAAGCAGAAGGGAGAGAUUCUCGGGCUGGUGAUCGUGGAGUCGGGCUGGGGCUCCAUCUUGCCCACUGUUAUCAUAGCAAACAUGAUGCACGGCGGUCCCUCGGAGAAGUCCGGAAGGCUGAACAUCGGGGAUCAGAUUAUGUCUAUCAACGGCACCAGCCUGGUGGGAUUACCCCUCUCCACCUGUCAGAGCAUUAUCAAGGGAUUGAAGAACCAAUCUAGAAUAAAGUUGAACAUUGUCCGAUGUCCCCCCGUGACCACCGUUCUCAUCAGAAGACCAGACCUGAGAUAUCAGCUGGGCUUUAGUGUGCAGAACGGCAUUAUCUGUAGUCUCAUGAGAGGAGGUAUAGCGGAGCGCGGUGGGGUGCGUGUCGGACACCGGAUCAUUGAAAUCAAUAGUCAGAGUGUUGUGGCCACGCCUCAUGAGAAGAUUGUACACAUUCUGUCAAAUGCGGUCGGUGAGAUUCACAUGAAGACUAUGCCGGCUGCCAUGUACCGCUUGUUAACAGCCCAGGAGCAACCAGUUUACAUCUAAACGCUUUCUCAAGUCUCCUGCCCUGUUGUCACCAGAUAUAACC